Molecule: messenger RNA, 4092 nt
Organism: Fusarium redolens
Lineage: Eukaryota; Fungi; Ascomycota; Sordariomycetes; Hypocreales; Nectriaceae
Exons: 19
Coding region: 1-4092 (1363 amino acids)
Molecular function (GO): phosphatidylcholine lysophospholipase A1 activity
Source: RefSeq, a predicted model, not a curated record
AUGCGGGUACUUCGCAGCGGCCAUGCCGCCGUCUCAACCAUACUUGGUAUUCUUCUUUACACCCACGCAAGCGCUUCUCAUCACUCGGAUGGCAUCUUACCCUAUGGGAACGGAAAUGCGCCCGACGUCAUUCGUCUGGACGUGAGAGGGCAAGGGUCUCGAGAGGCGCCGAGAGUUACCGACCUAGACCCGAAUGAACUCGACAACCUGACUGCCACAGUUGAUCAGAGUUCCGGACUUGAUCGCAGAGCUGCUAAAGACUUUUAUCUAAGAGUGAUGCCACUUGGUGCUUCCAUUACCCAAGGCUACAAGUCUAGUGACGGCAACGGCUAUCGUAAAUGGCUUCGGGCUCAGCUCCGUUUCAGUGGCUGGAAGGUCAACAUGGUUGGGUCAGAGAGAGAUGGUACUAUGGCAGACUCGGACAACGAGGGCCAUCCUGGUUGGACCAUUGAGUCCGUCCAUGGCGCAUGGACUGAGAGCAAGUGGAUGAAGCCAAACCUGGUCCUUAUCAACGCUGGAUUGAACGACUGCAACUCGGGAGGCGACCCCAGCAAAGCCGGCGAACGAACGAAAAGCCUGGUAGACGACAUCUUUAACAGCGUACCUGGCGUGACAGUAAUCCUAUCAACGCUCCUCCUAAACAAAGACUCGUCAAGGAAUGCUUGCAGCGACAAUAUUAGCAAGCAAAUCAGAAGUGUCGCAGCUGGCUACAAAGGAGCUCGCAUCGCCCUCGCCGACGUACGAAGCGUCAUGUCUAUGGACGACAUUGGACCUGACAAAGAUCAUCCCACUGACGAUGGCUACAAGAUGUUUGCUGGUGUCUGGUGGGACGCCAUCAGCAAGAUCGAAGACCAGAUCCAGGCACCAGCAAAAGUUGACAAGAUCGACGAUGCAGCCAGUGGCCAGAGCAACCAGUGCAAGAAGGUUGCUGGCAACGCGGGGCUACCUGGUCAAUCUCAGAUGGGCAGCGGUCAUGAUGAUGGUAACUACGCUCACAAGAGCACUUCGAAGGGUGUUAUUGAGAGCGCAAAGAUCGACAAGGGGAGUGAUCCAAAGUCCAUUACUGACGCGAUCCCCUGGCAUAUCUUCUUCGCGAACAUUGUCAAGGGUGACCCGAAUGCAGAACGAUCGGCUUCUCUUGAUGAUUGGAUCCGUGUCUACCAUAACACCAAAGACAAGAAUGCGUACUGGUUUCGACAAAACUUGGGAGGAGGCAAGUUUGAUAAGUCGGUUCAGUUCAACGUUGACAUGGACUGUGAUCUGGGCCCUCGUUACUCAUUCGCCGAUUUUAACAACGACGGUUUGGACGACUUCUUCUGCAUCAAGGAGAACGCUGUAUGGGUUUCGCUUAACCGAGGCGGAAACCCUCCCAAGUUCGAGAGCAUUGGGCAGGUCAUUGGCGAUUUCGGUGGUCUUAAAGCCACCGAUGUACGCAUCGCAGAUAUCGAUGGGGACGGAAGAGCAGACUUUUGCUUGCUCAAAUCUGCAGGCGAGAUUGCGUGCUCUCGGAAUGGUGGCUGGGGCGACAAGCCUCAAUGGCAAGGGUUCAGUACAGCCAAUGGCAUCCGUGGCACUGUCUUCAACAUUGGCCAACCCGACAAGGCCGGCAUAAUUAUUAGCAAGUCUUCCGACCUCAACGGAGAUUUCCGGAGCGAUGUCAUGUAUAUCGGUGAUCAUGGUCAAGUCAGUACAUGGAUCAACAAUAGGGGCACUGGCAGCGGCAUAGUGCCAAAUUGGAGAUCUGCGGGCCAAACCCAUGCUGGUCAAGCCGUAACUGGUAUCCAAGACAGCAUCAAGUUCGGACGUAUCUACGGCUCCAACCGUUUGGACUACAUCUUCCUCAAAGAGGAAAAGGAGUACUACGACGUUGUUGUCUGGCAGAACCAAGGCGCCGGUGGAACCAAGCUCAAGGCUGAUGGCAACUACUACUGCGACAUGCGUGGUUCUGGCAGCGAUGAUUAUGUCUGGAUCUACCAAGACGGUCAUGCCGCUGAGAUCAAUGCCAACAUCCACUCACCGCCUGCAUGGGGACAUAACACCAAGAUUGAACUCACGGUUCCUGGGCCACGAAACGGUAUCCACUUGGCUGACUGGACUGGUGAUGGGAGAUGCGAUGUGAUUGUGCAGAACAAGGCAACCGGACAUUUGACGGUCUACAAGAAUCAGUACGACAAGGGAGCUGACCGCAUUUCGUUUGACAGUGGUACAGCCGUUGGUGCGACGGACUGUAACCAAGGCUGGGGCGUUGGUAUUUUCGAUCUGGGAAUGAGAUUCCAUGACAUUGACGGUGAUGGUCGGGCUGAUGCCCUGUGCAUCGAGAAGAAUGGUCGUAUCACUGGUUGGCUCAAUAAAGCCAACGGCUUGGAAAACGUCGGCCAGAUUAAGUUUUCUGAAGGAUGGGACCGCGCCAACAUACGAUUUGCGGACGUCGAAGCGUCUGGACGAGCUGACCUUCUUCAUGUUGAUAAGUACACGGGCGCCGUUGAUGUCUUUACAAACAAUGGGCACAAGGCUCAAGGGGGCAGCUCAUUUUCUUGGACAAAUCGUGGCAUGCUUUACAACCCUAUUGACAGAGGCGAAAACAUGCACUUUACGAACCAAGGUGGUCAAGGUCGCGCGGAUCUAGUCAAGGUUGAUCCUCAAACGAACAAGGCUUGGACAUACUGGAACCGGUGUAGCUCAACUGGUGGAGAUGACAGUCCCCCGACAACGGACCCUAGGCUGCCCAAGACAGGCGGCGGAUCCGUAGGCGACGACAUUCCAAUUAUUGACCUUCCCGGUAAAGGCGAAGAUCACAGCGGCGAGGUUUGCAGCUAUAAGUUCCAGACUGACGAUAUCGACGUGGUUCACAAGACCUGGAAAGACAGCGGUGCAGCUGACUGGUGGAAGAAGUGGAUUCACGACAACGGAGCUAAAGACUGGUCGGAUAAGUUCUUCCAGCAAGUCAUAGCCGAUGGUGAGCAAGGCGGUUCGACUUUUGAUUGCACCGCCUUGAGCUCAUCAAACUGUCCCGGGCCGGCCGCCAAAUCGUGCAAGACAUAUACCCCACCUCAGGCGUUCUACAUGCACCUCCAGAUCGGCAAUCUCUUUGACGGGUUCAACGCGUUCUGGAUGGAGACUGUAGAAGAUGCCAUCGGGCAACUCUCCUCUGGCAUCAAGGCAAUCGUCAGCGAAUACGGCACUCCACCGCAGGAAGAGAACAGCGACUUUCUCAACAUGCUCAUUGGUAUCCUGACUUCAUUAGCAGGCUUUGGUGCCGCUAAGCCCCUCUUGACCGGCACGAUGACUUCGUUUGCUGGUAUCUUUACAGCUAUGGGAGCAGGUACGAGCUGGGAAGAGACAGUGUCGCCAGAAACACUGAAUGACAAGCUUGAGAUAGCUUAUGGUAACAUGUUCAACAAUGUCAUGAACUCUACCAAGGGGUUUGUGGGGCAUAUCUUCGGUGGUGUGCCCCCCAAAGGAUGGAGCGAUGAUAAGAUGACGGAGUAUGUGUAUGACUUCUUCAAGGACGCCGACUGGUUGAGUAAGGACAUUACGAAACCCGCGAUGAAGACAUAUAUCGAACAGGUGCACAGCAAAUGGAAUGAGUUCGCGGUUGUCAAGGCCAUGAAGUCUAGAAACAAGGCUAAUUACAAUCUCAUGGUCAGUGACGAAGACACUAAAUGUUCGAAGGUAACUAAUCGUAGAACUUACUCUUUCAAUCCAUGGCUAACAUUCACAUUGCAUCACGGCGGCGUUGGUUCGAUCUCUACUCAAGUAGAUAUGUCUGAGCAAGUUUGCAACGAUCACAUGGAAGGUUGUAUCUGGCAUGACAAGCGCUGUAUUUGCUUCGGUUGGGAACCCAACGGCGUUGGAAGUAUCAGCGGGGUAUUCAAUUUCAAAGGCGACGACCUCAAGACGCUCAAGAGCUAUAUUUUCGACUUUGAAGCAGCUCUCAAGAACAACUACGAUUGCGAAUGCACCAUCAAGGAUGCGACUGUUCCUGAUCAUGACGAUUUGGACAUUGACAAUCCUAUUCAGUACACGAAGUGUUGGUUCAACUUGCCGCCAGCGAAGGGCCAUGAUUAUCUUUGUGGUUGGACUGAAGAUUGA